AUGGUCGUCUUUGUUGAUCUCGAAGAGGACGACGAACCUCUCCAUGUCCUUGAGGCCCGUCGCUUAGCAGCCGCAGCCGCCUUUGUAACGGAUAACCUUGAAUCACGACACUACGACUUCCGCCGUGAGUUCCAUAAACCGACAAUGGCUGCCGUAGUAGCUCCAGCUCCAGCUCCAAUCUUACCUCUGGCCCAUGUGCCAGAGCCAGAGCCGGAGCCUACCCCGACUUUCCAGAGUGCUGCUACAGAGGCUCUUGGCUGUUACCCUAUUGUCAUGGCCAUCGCGCAACACAUCGAUCUCAACAGCCUUGACAGCUUGGCACGCACCUCGCGUCUGGUCCGCCAAGGUCUCCUACAAUACCGCAACAUCCUCCUCUCCUCGACGCUACACUGCUCUAACGAGGGCGCACCCGUCGACCCAGAGCCCACCUUCCGCUUUCGUGCGAGGGCGAGCAACUGGUACUACAUGGAAGAUGGCCGGAGUUACAAUGGCAAGAGCGGCAGCUGUGCCCGGGACCUGGGUAUGCCGUCCUAUGUCAUGCCGCAUGUCCUUGGCCCUCUCUUCGAGAGCGGCUUCCCUACUGGUGUGAAGAGGGGUGGCCAAAAACCACUCUCCUCCAAGGACAAUUGCGCUAUCAAACCUCCGGCCCAGGUGGCUCUCCGUGAGCGCCAUCGUCGGCUGUGCCAGCCAUGUACCAAGGCUCCAAUCGCCUUAUUGGUAAACCCUGCGCUUGACCCUGCAACUUCGCUUCUCGACGACGCGGUACGACGGGAGGUCUGCAGGUGUGACAUUGAUGGUGUAUGGCUUUGCCAGCCAUGCGGGCGGAGCAUGCGCGCUGCCGAUCAGGACUAUCAGCGCAUCUGGAAAUGGCGCGCUCACUACGGUGAAGUCCUCGGUGGCUUGGGUACGGGCAUCGGCGAGGGCGACCGCGGUGUAAUUUGCGGCCGUGAGGAGUCAUGCGUCGGCGCCAAGGAGCGUGAGAAUGAGACAGACUGUGAUGCAGAGGACGCGGCCGUUAGCGGGGCUGGGUUGUGGACUGCCACGGACGAGGUGCAUCUCGAUACCGUGCGCUAUGAGCGGACGCCGAGUCCACAGCUUGGCCCCGGCUACGAGAGGCAUGAAAUAGAGGGCAUCGGGGGCGUGGUCAAGACCAAGCUCGUGAGAAUGGUGAGUGUUGGCGCGUGCGUGCCCGAGUGGGACGACGAGAAGAGCCACCACAAGAUUCUUGCCAGAGAGGUUAAUGGCCUCCGGAGGAAUUGGUGUGGUUGGUGCUGGAGGGUCAUUCCCGGAAAGGAUGAUCUAGAGAAGGCUGGCGUGAAGAUGCAGCAGCUUUGA
This is a messenger RNA of Colletotrichum truncatum, 1335 nucleotides long. The record is from RefSeq and is a predicted model, not a curated record. NCBI's taxonomy places the organism in Eukaryota, Fungi, Ascomycota, Sordariomycetes, Glomerellales, Glomerellaceae.